UCUGCCAGCGCGUGCAUCCUCCGCUCAUUCGCGGGGAAAAAAGGCGAGUAAGCAGACUUUUCCCGCGGAGUUGAGAUCUUCUUCUUCGUCGUCCUGCCCUCCAUGUUGGACCUACUCUGCCCUCCUCCUCCCCCUGUCAGGCGGGCAGCGCGUACCGACAGACGUCCGUCGAAGCGGGCCGCGAGCCCCCCGCUGCUGUAAGGCGUCGCGGGCGCGUCCCUGCGUGUGUUUUCGGUGUCACUGGCGUGUGUGUGCGUGUGUGUCAGCGCCGUGACUUGUUGGAUUUUAACCUGCCAGACAAAGAAAAGGGGAUUUGUGACGUCCGCUCCGUUUGCUUGACCCCCUUUCCCUCCUCCUCCACCUUCCCCCCCACCCCGCAUGAACGUGGAAGAGCUGAGAAUGGAAGUAAGUGCGGAGCAGCCGCGCUGGAUGAGCCCGCACCCGGCGGUGCUGAACGAGCAGCAUCCCGGCUCCCAUCACCCGGGCCUGGGCCACUCCUGGGAGCCCACGCAGUACCCGCUGGCGGAGGAUGUGGAUGUACUCUUUAAUAUCGACGGCCAGGGCAACCACGUCUCGCCCUACUACGGCAACUCUGUGCGGGCCGUGCAGCGCUACCCGCCCCCUCCGCACAGUAGCCAGGUGUGCCGGCCCUCGCUGCUCCACGGCUCCCUGCCCUGGCUGGAGGGCAGCAAGGGCAUCGCUCCCCACCACAGCGCGUCCCCGUGGAACCUGAGCCCCUUCCCCAAGAACCCUCUGCACCACGGCUCCCCGGCCGGCCUGUCCGUCUACCCGCCGGCGUCCUCGUCCUCCACCGGACACUCCAGCCCGCACCUCUUCACCUUCCCCCCCACCCCGCCCAAAGACGUGUCCCCGGACCCGGGCCUCUCCGCGCCGGGCGCGGGCGGCCCCGGCGGGCGUCCGGAGGACAAGGACUGCAUCAAGUACCAGGUGACGCUGGCCGAGAGCAUGAAGCUGGAGUCCGCUCACAGCAGGAGCAUGGCGGCCAUGGGGCCCGGCUCGUCCUCGGCCCACCACCCCAUCGCCACAUACCCACAAUAUGUCCCCGAUUACGGGCCAGGCCUCUUCCCACCAAGUAGCCUGAUAGGUGGGUCCUCUUCUAGUUAUGGUUCCAAAACAAGACCAAAAACAAGGUCCUGUUCAGAGGGCAGGGAGUGCGUGAACUGCGGGGCCACGUCGACCCCGCUGUGGCGGCGGGACGGUACGGGCCACUAUCUGUGUAACGCCUGCGGACUGUACCACAAGAUGAACGGCCAGAACCGGCCCCUCAUCAAGCCCAAGCGGCGGCUGUCGGCGGCCCGGCGCGCUGGAACGUCGUGCGCCAACUGCCAGACGACCACCACCACGCUGUGGAGGCGGAACGCCAACGGCGACCCCGUGUGCAACGCCUGCGGCCUCUACUUCAAGCUGCACAAUAUCAACCGACCUCUGACCAUGAAGAAGGAGGGCAUCCAGACCCGCAACAGGAAGAUGUCCAGCAAGUCCAAGAAGAGCAAAAAGUCCCAGGACAACAUGGACGACUUCUCCAAGAGUCUGAUGGACAAGGGCAGCUCCUUCAGCCCCGCCGCCCUCUCCCGCCACAUGUCCUCCUUCCCGCCCUUCUCGCACUCGGGCCACAUGCUGACCACGCCCACCCCCAUGCACCCUUCCUCCAGCCUGAACUUCGCCCCCCACCACCCCUCCAGUAUGGUCACGGCCAUGGGCUAGACCCCGCCCUAACCCUCCUUGCCGCAGGCCGCCAUCUUCAGUUGAUCUUAUUUUUAUAAAACCCCUUCCAGGGGGGAGGAGCCCCGACCCAAACGGGACGGAGGGGCGGGACUUUCGACUCCCCCCCCCACACCCCAGCUCCAUUUGUGUACAAAAAUCAAACGGUCACAGGACUUUGACUCAGCCCCGCCCCCUCGUCUUGCACCUGUGUAACAGGACACGCCCUCCACCCCUUUGUACAAAAUGUAUCAAAUACGUUUAAUGAAGACUUUGAGAAAGAAGAAGAAAAAAAUAAAAAAAAAGGAAAGGAAAGGUACGAGGACGAGCGAGGGAGGGAGAGAGGGAAGGGGCUCGCGCCGCCAUCUUGGAUUCGAUGUAAUGCUAGACGUUUUUAUUUUUUGGAUGUGCUUUAAGUCUCGGCCUGUUGGUUUGUGUUGAUGCGCACGCCUACACACACACACACACAUACACACACACACACACACACACACACACACACAUUGUUGUUCAGGACUUGUGGGGACCACCCUUUCUACAGGUGGUGGAGGCAUGAAAUUUUUUAGGUAAAAUGUCCACUGCCUAGUUAGCUCAUACACGUCUCUAAAUCUCUGGAUUGAUGAAGUAAUGUGCUGAUCAUACUUACUGGGGACCCUGGGGAAAAAUACUUAAUAUGGUUCAUGGAGGCGACCAAAUUUCAAUCAUUUUGCAUAAUUCACACACAUUUGUACGUGACUACUGAGGACCAUUAAAAAAAAAAAGAAAAAAGUUCACACUCAAACUAUUUAGUAAACAUUUUUUAUAGGCCAAAGCUUAAAAACACUUAUGGAUCUGACUAUCAUUUAAAAUGUUUCCCAGGACAUGUUUUUUGGUCCCCAUACUGUCAGAAGUCCCCCAAAGGUGACUGUGUAAACAGAGCGAUGUCCCCAUUAAGUAAGCUUUGCCAGUACACACACACACACACACACACACACAAACAAAUACACAUAUACUGGUUAUUAUUUGGAAUGGGGACAAAGUUGUUGUUCGGGACUUGUGGGGACCACCCUUUCUACAGGUGGUGGAGGCAUAAAAAAAUUUAGUUCAAAUGUCCACUGCCCAGUUAGCUCAUACACGUCUUUAAUUCUCUGGAUUGAUGAAGUAAUGUGCUCAUCAUUCUUACGAGGGACCCUGGGGAAAAAGAGUUAAUAUGUUUCAUGGGGACCAAAUUUCAAGCAAUUUGCAUAAUUCACACACAUUUGUACGUGACUACUGAGGACCCUUUGAAAAAAACUUAAGUUCACACUCAAACUAAUUAGUAAACAUGUUUUAUGGGCCACAGCUUAAAACUCACUUAGGCAUCUUCAGAAUGGAUCUGACUAUCAUUUAAAAAGGUUUCCCAGGACAUGUUUUUGGUCCCCAUACCGUCAGAAGUCCCCUAAAGGUGGGUGUGUAAACAGAGCGAUGUCCCCAUUAAAUAAGCAUUGCCAGAACACACACACACACACACACACACACCGACUUUCUUCCCGCCCACAGAUUAUAUGCAUUGUGAAACAAAGUUCCUGUAUUUGUUAUUUGUAUGUAUAAAUCAGAGUACCAAAAAUACGAAAGAAACAAAGAUGUAGAAUUAUUUCUUUAUGUUACGCAGACUGAAUGGUUGUACAAAUUUAAUAAUAAUAAUAAUAAUAAUAAUCACUGGUGUAAAAUAUGGCUGCUUUGCUUUUCCUUUUUGUUUGGUGCCCACCUUGAAGAACAAUAAAGGGACUUCCAUCUUU
This is a messenger RNA of Nerophis ophidion (straightnose pipefish), 3479 nucleotides long. It is a transcript of the gene gata3, whose product is annotated as GATA binding protein 3. Lineage: Eukaryota; Metazoa; Chordata; Actinopteri; Syngnathiformes; Syngnathidae. Gene Ontology annotation, cellular component: nucleus. The coding region runs from base 379 to 1725 and encodes 448 amino acids. The record is from RefSeq and is a predicted model, not a curated record. Gene Ontology annotation, biological process: positive regulation of transcription by RNA polymerase II; negative regulation of transcription by RNA polymerase II; embryonic organ development. Gene Ontology annotation, molecular function: zinc ion binding; DNA-binding transcription factor activity, RNA polymerase II-specific; RNA polymerase II cis-regulatory region sequence-specific DNA binding. The transcript has 6 exons.